AUGGGGGACACUCCCGCUUACAAGCAGUAUGUCGCCAGCUUACUCGCUGGAGUUUCCACCGUCACCAUUGGCCAUUCCGUUAACACCGUAAAGGUGAAGCUGCAAAAACACAAUACUGAAGCACAUGGGAUCAAGUACAAGAAUAGUUUGCAUUGUACUGCUAGGAUACUAAGGACUGAAGGAAUACGGGACUUAAUAGAAGCUUCCUCAGGGGUUCAUUUUUCUGGAUUUCACAUGAACGGUCUACAGGAAAUGCAUUCAAAUGUGGACCAACCAACAACCUCUGCUAUAGAUAACAUUCUUAUGCAACCUUUUGUCAUAGGGGUUGCUGGUGGAGCAGCAUCUGGUAAGACUACAGCUUAUGAUAUGAUUAUACAGCAGCUUCAUGACCGGCGUGUUGUUCUUGUUAACCAGGAUUCUUUUUACCAUAAUUUGACACCAGAAGAACAUGCAAGAGUACAUGAAUACAAUUUUGAUCAUCCUGAUGCAUUUGAUAAUGAGAAACUUUUAGCUUCUAUGGAUAAGUUGAGGAAUGGGCAAGCAGUAGAUAUUCCAAACUAUGACUUCAAGAGUUACAAAAACAAUGUCUUCCCGCCUAGAAGGGUAAACCCUUCAGAUGUGAUAAUUUUGGAAGGCAUUCUCAUUUUUCAUGAUCCCCGUGUUCGAGAGUUGAUGACUAUGAAGAUAUUUGUCGAUACAGAUGAUGAUAUUCAUUUAGCACGGAGGAUAAGGCGUGACACAGUAGAAAAAAACAGGGAUAUUGGUACAGUUCUUGAUCAGUACUCAAAGUUUGUGAAGCUUGCAUUUGAAGACUUUAUUCUUCCUUCAAAAAAAUAUGCUGACAUCAUUACUCCUAGCGGAGGAGAUAAUCACGUGGCUAUUGAUUUGAUUGUACAACACAUCCGUACAAAGCUUGGCCAGCAUGACUUGUGUAAAAUAUAUCCUAAUUUAUACGUUAUACAUUCAACUUUUCAGGUAUCUGGCAAGCUUCAUUCUAGAAGCUGUUUUGUGAAAUUUGCAACAACUAUUGAAGCUGACAAGGCCAUUGCAAUUCUAAACAAUCAACAUUUUUUUCCUGGGGAACAAAUGCCUAUUACGGUUAAGUAUGCAGGCAAGCUAGACAGAGAAAGAGAACGUCAUGGUAUAUUUCUGAUCUUUGAGGCAGUGCCUUUUGAACUCCCUCUUGGAACACUGUCGCUGCAGAUUCUAAAUGCAGAAGAUGGGCAAAUCCAAGUUCAGGGAGCUUUGGAAGACGAACUAUCCGCAGCAGAGAGCCAGCAAAAACCAUAG
Molecule: messenger RNA, 1290 nt
Organism: Humulus lupulus (European hop)
Lineage: Eukaryota; Viridiplantae; Streptophyta; Magnoliopsida; Rosales; Cannabaceae
Product: uridine kinase-like protein 3
Exons: 13
Coding region: 1-1290 (429 amino acids)
Cellular component (GO): cytoplasm
Molecular function (GO): ATP binding; kinase activity; nucleic acid binding
Source: RefSeq, a predicted model, not a curated record